This is a messenger RNA of Osmerus eperlanus (European smelt), 2983 nucleotides long. RefSeq names its product solute carrier family 6 member 9 (gene slc6a9). The coding region runs from base 376 to 2313 and encodes 645 amino acids. Lineage: Eukaryota; Metazoa; Chordata; Actinopteri; Osmeriformes; Osmeridae. Gene Ontology annotation, cellular component: plasma membrane. The record is from RefSeq and is a predicted model, not a curated record. Gene Ontology annotation, molecular function: glycine:sodium symporter activity. Gene Ontology annotation, biological process: glycine import across plasma membrane; synaptic transmission, glycinergic; sodium ion transmembrane transport. The transcript has 14 exons.
GCCGUAUUACACUGAGCCGAGGAGGAGGAAGCCUGUGGCUGCUCAGGCAAAGUGAUGCAACUUCUAAAAUGUAACAUAGCCAUGAACUUAACCCGAUGAACGAAGUUAUUCAGAAGUCAAGACCUCGCCAUGCAUAGAAAAGUGCCGGGAUUAGAGGAGAAUUAACACAAAGCAGAGACGCCACUCCAGCCUCCAUCCGAGACCAGGCGUUGGAGAGGGAGAGAAGAGAGAGAGAGAGAGAGACUCACAGAGACGAAGACACCCAAGGCGCUCAACACACACACACACACACAGGAGAAGAGUCCCUUGGAGAGAGAGAGAGAGAUACGGAGAUACACACUCACAGAAGAAGUCUCUCGCUAGACAGAGCUGACUAUGGAGGAGAAGCAGUUUGCUGGGAUCCUGAACGGAGCAGUCCCGGGAGAGCCUGUGAAGAGGGAUGAGAACUCCAGGCGGGGGAACUGGGGGAACCAGAUUGAGUUUGUGCUGACCAGCGUGGGCUAUGCUGUGGGCCUGGGCAAUGUGUGGAGGUUCCCCUACCUCUGCUACAGGAACGGAGGAGGUGCCUUCAUGUUCCCCUACUUCAUCAUGCUGGUGUUCUGUGGCAUCCCCCUCUUCUUCCUGGAGCUCUCCUUCGGACAGUUCGCCAGCCUGGGGUGCCUGGGAGUCUGGAGGAUCAGUCCUGUGUUCAAAGGUGUGGGCUACGGGAUGAUGGUGGUCUCCACCUACAUCGGAAUCUACUACAACGUGGUCAUCUGCAUCUCCUUCUACUACUUCUUCAUGUCCAUGACCAACCUGCUGCCCUGGACGUACUGCAACAACCCCUGGAACACGCCCGCCUGCAGCAGCGUGGUGGGCAGCUCCUCGCGCCUCAACGCCUCGUUCGCCAACGCCACCAGCAGCCUGGCGGCCGGCGUGGCAGAGGUGGUGAACCGCACCAAGAGGACGAGCCCCAGCGAGGAGUACUGGAAACACUAUGUGCUGAACAUCUCAGAUGAUAUAGGAAACUUUGGGGAGGUGCGUCUGCCCAUCCUGGGCUGUCUAGCGAUAUCCUGGGUGGUGGUCUUCCUCUGCCUCAUCCGGGGGGUCAAGUCCUCUGGCAAGGUGGUGUACUUCACGGCCACCUUCCCCUAUGUGGUGCUGACCAUCCUCUUCAUCCGGGGCAUCACCCUGGAGGGGGCAGUCAGCGGCAUCAAGUAUUACCUGACCCCCCAGUGGCAGAAGAUCCUGGACGCCAAGGUGUGGGGAGAUGCAGCCUCUCAGAUCUUCUACUCUCUGGGCUGUGCCUGGGGGGGCCUCAUCACCAUGGCCUCCUACAACAAGUUCCACAACAACUGCUUCAGAGACAGCAUCAUCAUCAGCAUCACCAACUGUGCGACCAGCGUGUACGCCGGCUUCGUCAUCUUCUCCAUCCUGGGCUUCAUGGCGCACCACCUCAACGUCAACGUGUCCGAGGUGGCCGACCACGGGCCUGGCCUGGCCUUCGUGGCCUACCCAGAAGCCCUCACUCUGCUGCCCAUCUCGCCCCUGUGGUCUCUGCUCUUCUUCUUCAUGCUCAUCCUGCUGGGCCUAGGGACCCAGUUCUGUCUGCUGGAGACGCUGGUGACAGCCGUGGUGGAUGAGAUUGGGACAGACUGGAUCAUCAGGAAUAAGACAGUGGUCACCCUGGGAGUGGCUGUCAUAGGCUUCCUGCUGGGGGUGCCUCUCACCACACGGGCAGGGAUCUACUGGCUGCUGCUGAUGGAUAACUAUGCUGCUAGUUUCUCUCUGGUCAUCAUCUCCUGCAUCAUGUGCAUCUGCGUCAUGUAUGUGUACGGUCACAAACAGUACUUCAAAGAUGUUGAGAUGAUGCUGGGAUUCCCUCCUCCACUCUUCUUCAAAGUCUGCUGGAGAUUUGUCUCUCCUCUCAUCAUAUCUUUCAUCCUGAUCUUCACAGUGAUCCAGUACAAGCCCAUCACCUAUAACGACUACGUCUACCCUGGCUGGUCUCUGAUCAUCGGCUUCUUCAUGGCCAUGUCCUCAGUCAUCUGCAUACCCGUCUAUGCCCUGUACAAGAUCGCCCGCUCCGAUGGAGCCACCUUCAUGGAGCGGUUGAAGAACGCGAGCAAGCCCGACCCCAAGUGGGGCCCUGCCCUCCUGGAGCACCGGACGGGCCGCUACGCCCCGGCUGGCUGCGACGCCGUGGAGGUCCGCCCCCUGAAGGAGGAGCUGAAGGAGGAGGAGAAGAGCGAGGAGAAGGAGAAGGACGAGGCCGGCCUCACCAUCCAGGGCAGCAACGGCUCCACACACAGUAACCCCACCCCCUCUGCAUAGAGGCCCCCUCUGCAUAGAGGCCCCGCCCCCUCCGCCGGGGUCGUCCACGCACCCUCUCUCACCCCUCCACCCCCACCCCUUUCCCACAAUGCACUGUGGGGGAGAGACCGUUCGCUGGAGACCUUUACAUAUUGUAAGGGCUUAUUAUUUCUAUUCUAACCUCUACUAGAGAAGCAAAAUUGGUUUGGUCAUCUUCCAAAAUAUUUUUAUUUUGUUUCCCAUAGUUUAAUAAUUGCGAUUUUUUUUCUUUGACUUUUCUGUUGUAAAGGUUUUUCGUUUUCUUUUUCAUAUGCAGGCUUUGAGAUCAUGUUGAAUACACACUGUGUGUACGUAUGGGACACAGCAGCAUAACAGUGGGGCGUACAGCUUCCCUUUAUCCUAGCAGAGGCCACUUGGUCAGCUACUUCCUUAGAGACAAUGCUGGCAAAGCUGGAGACCAAACUCUCUGGUCCAGUGGAGACGCAUCCUGAUGACAUCAUCAUCAUGUGACUAGCUAACGUCUACCCUGCAUCCCAAAGCACAUGCUUUGUACUUUUAGUCGGUAAUGCAUCUUCCCUUGCAAAGUACGCAUUGUUGCAUGCAGUAGGCAUACAAUCGGGACAAACUAUUUAGUCAUAAGAUUGAGCCUUGAACUUUGACCCUCUUGUUCAGACAUCCAUUACAUUACAUA